AUGAGACAAUUUGUUAUUCUGACACUUACAAAGGCUGUUGCCUUGGUGCCUUCGAAAACUCUCGCCAAACCCAAGUUUGUCAUCGAAACCGCUGUGGCCCAAGGCAUGACUAGGUCUGGAAGAUGCUACGCUCCUGAUGAGCUUGCUCUCGGAAGACAGAAGAAAGACCAUGCCAAGAGGCCAAUAAGCGAAGCAGAAGCAGAAGAGUUCUGGAGGAGGAUGCAACCGAAAGAUUAUUCCAUUGUCAAACACUUGGAGAAGACUUCGGCCCAAAUCUCCGUGUGGGCCCUACUGUUAAGCUCUCAGUCCCACCGGCAGGCUUUGAUGAAAGCCCUUGAUGAUACGUACGUGCCCUUAGGUACAAGUAGCGAUAACGUGGCUGCCAUGAUUCAUCAAGUCAUUCAGGCGCACCGCAUCAGCUUUUGUGACGAUGAGUUGCCAGCCGAAGGGAGAUCCCACAACAAAGCUCUGCACGUCACUGUGAUAUGCCGCGGAAAGGUCGUCAAUCGUGUUUUGGUAGAUGAUGGAUCUGGUUUGAAUAUAUGCCCCUUGUCGACAUUGAGACAGCUGAGGUUCGACCUCGGAAAAUUAGAGCAAAACCAGGUUAAUGUAAGAGCGUUUGAUGGUGUGCAAAGAGACACAUUAGGGGCAGUGAACUUGACCCUUCAAAUGGGCCCCGCAGAGUUCAGCGCGAAAUUCCAAGUGUUGGAUAUCGACACCAGUUAUAACCUUCUUUUGGGAAGGCCGUUCAUUCACAUGGCUGGAGCCGUCCCCUCCACUCUCCAUCAAAUGAUGAAGCUGGUAUGGAAAAAUGAGGAGCUAGUUGUUCACGGUGAGAGAAGUCACUCAGGCAAGCAGGUGCCGGUCAUUGACGAGAUGCCGCAAGGUGCGGACUUUUACACGGUAGAGUUGGUAAAUGCCACCGAUGAGGAUUUGGCCCCGCAGACCCCCAUGCCAGCCGUGUACAAAAUGAUAGCCACGGUAAUGUUGCAGAAUGGGUUCGAGCCAGGUUUCAGAUUGGGAAGAGAUUCCCAAGGAAUUAUUGAACCUGUUCCGGUCCUUGUUAAAGGAUCCAAAUAUGGUUUGGGGUACAUCCCCAUAGACGACGACGUGAAGAUGAAGAAGAAAAAGGAUCAAGAGUUGGCUAAACCGAUCCCGCAUCUGUAUCAAUCCUUUCCACUCCGGGAGUGCGCCGAGCCUGAAGACUGUGGGGAAGGAAUCUGUGACCUCUUCAAGGAGAUUAAUGCUAUUAUCGAGGAGGAGGUCGAGUCAGUUGAUAUUCGUGAUGCUGAACCAGGGGAGCAUAAAUCGAAUCUAGAGGAGACGAAAACGGUGAAUUUGGGAGAUUCGGAAUGUGUCAAAGAGGUUAAGAUCAGCACCUACCUGAAUGAAACUCAGAAGGAGAGCCUGGUUCAUUUGCUUGCCGAAUACAGUGAUGUGUUUGUUUGGGAAGUCGGUGAUAUGAAGGGAUUGAGUACCGAUGUCGUAUCUCAUAAGCUACCUAUCAACCCAGAGUUCGAACCGGUGAAACAAAAGACUCGAAAAUUCAAUCCUGAACUGAGUUUGAAGAUCAAGGAAGAAAUCACCAAGCAAAUAGAGUCUCGAUUGGUAGAAGUAACGCAAUAUUCAACCUGGUUGGCCAAUGUCGUUCCGGUCGCCAAGAAGGACGGGAAAAUCAGGAUUUGUGUUGAUUAUAGAGAUCUCAACAAGGGUAGUCCGAAGGAUAAUUUUCCGUUGCCAAAUAUCCAUAUUUUGAUUGACAACUGUUAUCACCAAAUUCUGAUGGAUGAAGAAGACGCGGAAAAAACGGCUUUCAUUUCACCUUGGGGCGUAUAUCACUACAGGGUGAUGCUGUUCGGCCUCAAGAACGCCGGUGCCACAUACAUGAGAGCCAUGACGACCAUUUUCCACGACAUGAUUCAUAAGGAAAUUGAAGUGUACGUGGACGACGUCAUAAUCAAAUCCCGUGAGAGUUCAGAUCAUUUGACACACCUGAGAAAAUUCUUUGAACGUUUACGUCGGUACAACUUGAAGUUAAAUCCCGCCAAAAUUGCGCUUUUGGAGUCCCAGAUGGGAAGUUGUUGGGAUUUAUAG
Solanum pennellii is the source of this 2094-nucleotide messenger RNA. RefSeq lists its product as uncharacterized. The record is from RefSeq and is a predicted model, not a curated record. The transcript has 3 exons. Gene Ontology annotation, molecular function: nucleic acid binding. The coding region runs from base 1 to 2094 and encodes 697 amino acids. Lineage: Eukaryota; Viridiplantae; Streptophyta; Magnoliopsida; Solanales; Solanaceae.